UGCUUCUCUUUUUUCUUCCUAUAUAUAUAUAUACCUAACAAGACUAGAUCAAUUCUUCUCACAGAUGUUCCACCAACUUUUCCGAUGGCCGGAGUUUCCAUUCUUCAACCACAAGAUGUUCUCAAAUACCAUGUAAGUUAUCGUCGGAAUUCUACUUGCAACCCUCUACCAAACCCUAACCCUAAGAAUAAACGAAGAAAGCGAAGUCCAGAGAAAAAUGGAUCUGCUAAGUUUUCCACUGUGAAAAUUCUUAAGCGCGGUCAAGUGUUGAAGGUUGUAAAGGAAAACAAGGGUGAAGAUUUGGUGUUGUCGACUACAGAUACGGUGCUUAAGCACACAAGGAUUGCUGAAUUCUAUGCUGGAUGGGGUUUCUCCUCUUCGCCGCCACCGAGCUCUUUGCCUGUGCCGGCUUUCUUCAAGAAGAAAAGUGAAGAUAACCUCGACGCUACAAGUGACUUGAGGCGUCUUCUCAGGCUCGAUCUGGCGGACUAGUUAUAUGGGAUGUUUCAAUGAUGAUGAUUGAAAAACAAGUUUAUGUAUAGCUCAUCAAAGCUUCUCUUAUUUUUUUCAAGGGGAAGGAAUUGUUUAGCUCCUUUAUUCUACCUUAGAAAAGUAGAUCUAGUUAGGUUGUUUUGGAUUGAAUUAUAAUGUUAGUAACCGGUAAGUCCUUCUGUAAUUUAUUAUCUCUUUGAUUUUAUAUGUAGUAGUACAAAGAUUGUUAAACCAAUGGAUUUCAUGUUGAAAUUGAAAAACUAAAAUUCAUUAUUGUUCAUGGCCCAUUUAUGUGAAAUGUCAAACAUACAAAUCAAAUUGCUUAUACUUGGUUGGCAUACAACAAAACACUAACACAAAG
Molecule: messenger RNA, 853 nt
Organism: Solanum tuberosum (potato)
Lineage: Eukaryota; Viridiplantae; Streptophyta; Magnoliopsida; Solanales; Solanaceae
Exons: 1
Coding region: 85-492 (135 amino acids)
Source: RefSeq, a predicted model, not a curated record